Messenger RNA from Thunnus maccoyii (southern bluefin tuna), 11408 nucleotides. It is a transcript of the gene shroom3, whose product is annotated as shroom family member 3. Lineage: Eukaryota; Metazoa; Chordata; Actinopteri; Scombriformes; Scombridae. The transcript is spliced from 24 exons. Gene Ontology annotation, molecular function: actin filament binding. The record is from RefSeq and is a predicted model, not a curated record. Gene Ontology annotation, cellular component: apical plasma membrane; apical junction complex; cortical actin cytoskeleton. Bases 1461 to 7655 code for a protein of 2064 amino acids. Gene Ontology annotation, biological process: actin filament organization.
ACAAUAACUGUAACUCAUAAGUAAUGAGUAAUUUAUUACAUUUUUCAUGGAACUUGUCCAAUGCUGAUCAUCAGUGGUUUCUAACCUCUGUCAAUAUGUCUCACAUUGCUUUUGGAGUCCAGUCCACAGUGAUAAUCUAACAUUCAAUAAUAGUUCAUUGUUCACUGUAGAACCACAUGCUGCAUCAUGAGACGUUCUCCCCGCGGCUUCAAAAUCCAUGUCUGCUGCAAUGAGCUCAAUAAUCCACUGUUUAUCUGUCCUCCUUCUUCUUCCUCCUCCAUGAUCCUCUUCCUUGCUGCUCUGCUCCUCCUCCCUUUGUCACUCACCUUUGUGCUCGUUAUUACUUUUUCUUCACUCCUUUCCCUCUCCUAAAGUAAUUCUCAAUUUUAUUUUCAUUCCAUGACUGAAAUCUAGAGAGAUAAUUUUGUGAAGCUCACUCUCUCCCAUCCUUCUGCCUUUUUUAAUCCUCCCUUCGCUUUAUCUCCCGCACUAUUUCCUCUCUUUCUACCAGCUCUCUAUCAGUCUCUUAGUUGCUUCAUUCCUCAGUAUCUUCUCCCUAACGGCUCUUAUCUCCCUCCAUCCUCCCUCCUUUUCUUGCUACUCAUUCUCUCUCAUUAUCUCUCACCCUGCCUCCCUCUUUUCCUCCCUCCUCUCUCUCUCUCUUAAGACUCUCAGUGUCUCUCACUUGCACACCACAUCAACAACUACCAUCCAGCAGCCCCAGACCGAGGAUGUUUACUUCAUACUUUUAUCGUACGGUGGCCUAAUGACGCUUAAUUGCUUCAUUUGCUUAACGAGCUUGGGGCCGGGGGCCAACGCAGCACCACUCGAUCCAACCUGCCAGCACCAGACUGGAACUGGAGCAAAGCGUUAGAUCAGAGGGCAGUAGAGACGGGAUUGGUCAACGUGAGUCUUUUCGAUGGAGUUUUGUUGGAACAGAGAAGCAGAUGAAAAACGAAAAUGCAGGGCCUGAGUCCUUUUGUGUAAUUUGUGUUAGUUUUCAGUAGAAAUAGAGAAGAUACAGGUAGGAGAGGAAAGGAAGGUUCUUAGGUUAGAGGUUAAAAAAACAACACAUACAGGAAAAGUUUUGAAAAGAUAUGGCAGAAGAAGAUGGCUGAAGAUCCAAGUGGUGACCUUGGGUAGAGCAAAAUACUUUCAAACAGAAACAUAGAUUUCAGUAAGUAGCAAGUGCUUUUGGAAGUUUUCAGUACAGGAAAGGAUGUAAGGGAGUGGUUGGGGAGGGUAGAGUUUGAAAACAGAUUUUCUUGAAGCUUUCUAGAAGGAAACGCGCCAAACAGCGAUAAAGACUGAAGAGUAGUCAGUGUGAAGCGCAAAGAGGGUGUUGAGACUGAACCUUCUAUGACUUACUAAGAGAAGACAAAACAACUCGAGAAGUAAACUAAAGCAGAGCUGAAAGCAGUAGAAAGAAACUUUGAUAAAGUGGACUUUGGAUCGAGGCCAUGGAGCUGUUGGAGGUGUUCUAUCGCAGGAAGCUCCGUAAGAAACAGAAGAAAGCGGAGCUGGGCCGGUCAGAAGGGGCACUGUGUCGGUCGCCAUCCGAGGCCAGCGUCAACAGCCUGGCAACCGGUCUCAUCUCCAAAGUCCUCAGGUUCACCUCCAGACGCAGUGAGACGGCAUCUCGUCCUCACUCAUGGCACUCAACAAAGCUCGGUGAGGUUCAGCAGGAGUCAAACAAAGGAAGGAUGGACACAGUGAGCAGUGCCUGGCACCCCAGCUACCACGCCAGCGCCUCGACCACUGACCUCUCAGGCGGGUUUGACUCUGGCGGCAGCUACCUUAGGAAAAGUCCAGACCAGUACAGCUCUAGGGGUAGUAUGGAGAGCCUGGAUCCUCCUCAGUCCUCCCACCUUCACCACGGAGCCCAGCAACACCACUCACUGGGCCACCACGCCCACAGCGGACCUCACCCCGCCUACUCCUCCUGCCAUCAGCUGUCCUCUGCCAGGUCCUCCAACAGCAUUGACCACCUCCACAGCAAACGAGACUCCGCCUACUCCUCCUUCUCCACCAGCUCCAGUAUCCCAGAGUACCUUGCCUCCGCCCCCUCCUUCAGCCCUGAGCGCUCCUAUUCGCUGGAGACCGUCCCUCAGAGAGGAGGAGGAAGUGGAGAGAUGCAGCAGGCCGACAUACGUUACAUUCGGACUGUUUACGACACCCAGCAGGGACUCUCUCAAGAGCACGAACUGAGCUCCACCUCUGCCGCGUUGCUACGCAACAACGAUUCCAGGGGUGCGAGGGGAGGGCAAAGCCGAGAUCUGCAAGGUUCAGUGAGUGGAGUCUGUUACCGGGGCAGCAGCAGCAGUAGUGGCAGCAGCAGUGGUGGCGUACCGGCUUCAAACAGACACAGUGUGGGUCCAAUAUGGGGCCCGGCAAACAGUCGCAGCUCUUACGAGAGCCUGAAGGGAGCCCCAGCUCCACCUAGGCGCAGUGACAGCUACGCAGCCAUCAGGAACCAUGAGAGACCAAACUCCUGGUCCAGUCUUGAGCACGCCCGGUCACUACGGUCUCUGCAGAAAGGUUCCUGGCAUCACUCCAGUGGCCCUGUGGCCUCAGGCUCAGCUAAAGGCUCGUACGGCACCGAGGGUCAGCUUCACACAGUGAUAGAGAAGAGCCCGGAGAGCAGCCCCACUACAAAGCCCCGACAGGGCGGAGGCUUUCCCCAGCCCCCUUCGCCACCUGGACCUUCCUCCAGCCCUGCCCCCCAGUCUGGACGCCUCAUUCUGCCCACGGGUGUGUACCCUGUCCCCCAACCUGAGCCCCACUACGCACAGAUGCCCAGCUCCAGCCCCGUGCCAUCCUCCUCUGGAGUCUACCCUGCUCUGGCCAAGGAGAGCAGCCGACAGCAGCAGCAGGGGCUGCAAGGUGUUGGAGGGUGGGAUGAAGAAGCCACAGAAGGGUGGAGGGAUAUAAGGAUGUCAACCACAGAAAACGGAUACCAAAAUAACAUUUGUUCUUCACCUUACCCCCACUCAGCUUCUUCAGCACAUGCUUCUGCACAGCUCAGGACUCAAGCACACGAGAUAGACAGACCCCACCUGAAAGCUGCUGGAGGAGGAUCAGAGAGCCAGGCAGGGGCCCAAAGGCCUCAAAGCCACCAGGGGCCUCACCGUCAGAGCCCCCAGAGGGCCCAUAUUCAUUCAAAUCAGGGACCCCACAGCCAAAUGUUCCAGGAACAGAACCAAGAUUUCCACAGUCACCAAAUCCAGUCGACCUCUGGCCACAGGCCCCCAUCCUCACAAGAGUGGAGGGACCCCUACACACCUGACCAAUCCAGGAGAGACAAAAGCAGAUCAGUGGAUCAGCCCAGUAUUCAUAGAGAGUCAGUGACAUCAUCCAGGGUCGCCCAGGGACAGGUGCCACCUACCCAUUUACCUGGUUACUCACAGCCUCAGGCUCUGCUCUCCUCUGCCUCCCAGUCUUCUCCCCGUCACCACAACGACUCAGCAGCUCUGCAGCACCAGCACUGGGACCAGAGAGAGCAGGACAAAGACAGAGAACAUCCGCUGACCCGUCUGGAGAUUGCCCUCGCAGAGGUCCAACGAUGUGCCAGCCCUGAAAGUGUUGCCUCUGGCAGUGGCCAUAGUAACAGUAGUUUCAGUGAAGGCAACCAGGGACCUGCCCGCAACCUCUCUGUCCUGGAGAAGGUCAGUCGGUUUGAGCGUCGUGAACGCGCCGGAAAGCAGCACAGUCACAGCAACAGCCAUGGGCACAACAAGGCCACUCAUCACCGGAAUCAGAUGACUGAGAAAGGCCGCACUGCCCCCUGUGGAGCAGAGGACCUCAGAAACAUGCUGGAGAGAAGCACCAACGGGCCCAAAGCCCAUAGAACUCUGAGCUACAGAGGAGGCAGCAAUGACUACAUGAAAUACAGGACCCCUGCAGAUCCCAGCUCAGCCCUCCAGAGGAGCCGCAGUAGCUUCCAGCUGGAUGAAUCCAGGGAAGGAGACAGGAGCAAGGACUUUCCCUGGAGACAGGAUAUCCAGGAGAUGCUGGGUUCAAUGCAGGACACCUCCUUCAACAGGUCAGAGUCCUUCAACAGGUCAGAGUCCUUCAACAAGACAGAGUCCUUUAACAGGUCAGAGUCCUUCAUCAAGUCAGAGUCCUUCAACAGGUCAGAGUCCUUCAACAGGUCAGAGUCCCUCAACAGGUCAGAGUCCCUCAACAGGUCAGAGUCCUUCAACAGGUCAGAGUCCUUUAACAGGUCAGAGUCCUUCAACAAGACAGAGUCCUUUAACAGGUCAGAGUCCUUCAUCAAGUCAGAGUCCUUCAACAGGUCAGAGUCCUUCAACAGGUCAGAGUCCCUCAACAGGUCAGAGUCCCUCAACAGGUCAGAGUCCUUCAACAGGUCAGAGUCCUUUAACAGGUCAGAGUCCUUCAGCAGGUCAUGGUCAUUCAGCAGAACUUACAGGGACUCCUUGAAAGAUGCCCAAUCUAAGGUCCUGCGGUCCACCUCCUUCAGACGAAAAGACCUCAACUCCUCAAUCAGCCCUCCACCUCUUGCAGCCUCUCCUCCCGCCUCCUCCUCCUCCAGCAGCCAUCAACCUCCGCCCAUCCCCACCAAGCACCACUCCUUGGAGAAGAAAGGCCCAAAAACCAUGCCGAAACCACAGGGUGUUGUUAUCACACCACAGUCUCCAACACUAGUCACUUCCCCUCACACCCCAAAAGAGCGGCAUGUAGUUGGCCCGGAGUUUCGAGGCCCAAGCCCCCCGGCCCUCCCCAGCAUCCCGCCAGUUGGACCUCCUGCUCUGAUGCGGAUCUGUGGCCGGAAGCGUCUGACUGCAGACCAGAAGAAACGCUCAUACUCGGAGCCAGAGAACAUGAACGAGGUCGGGGUUUCGGAUGCUGAGACUACUGCCCUCUUCAGGCGCGGAGGAGAGACCAGUGUGGCAGACCGCCGGAAGAUGUUUGAACUUGUGGCAAAUCGUAUGGCGGCUUCACAGAACGCCACAUCAAGGCCCGACCUACGGCAGCUUCAGCACGAUGCUCUGGCUGAGUACGUGGAGAGGAAGAGAGGUGUGAAGAGAGACGACGGAGGACAGAGGAGUGGGCUGAGGCCUCGCAGUGCUUAUGUACAGCCUGAAAACAACAACCAUACAGUCUCCUACUGUCACUCAGACACCCUCAGCCUCUCCUCCACCUCCAGCCUUCUCUCCCUUCAGGACUCUGGCCCAGAUCGGAGCUUCUCCUCUGUGGAGAGGCGUCAGUGCUCCACCCUCCCUCCUGGAGGUGACCUACGGAACCACCAGUCUAACCUAUUCUACCCAGGCAGGGUGACUACUCCGAGGCCUCCGGCACACCCACAGCCCAGUGCUCCUUCUGGCUCAACAUUUGAACUCCAGCCCCACUUCUCCAGCACCCAGCUCCUCCAGGAUCUCACCCCUGAAGCAGAGCUCAGCAGACAGAGUCAGUCUUUGAGCAGAGAUUCAGGCCUGGGCCACCAGCAGCACGGCGGAGUGUCCAAGCAGCACAAUGUGGCUCUGCAGAGGGUCGGGUCAGUUCGGGGCUCAGGGAAGUCAGCCUCUGCUGAGGAUCUUUUGGAGCGAUCAGAGGAGAGACCUACAACUCCUCAUCACUACCGCUCCCGCUCCUCCCCCACAGUGGAGAGACUGAACCAGGACUUCCCCCCAGGUGACGUCAGGAUGUUUGGUGUCUUCGUCUCUGAACCUGGACGCCAUUCUGUGGCUGAGGACAGACCUGCAGACCUCCAGGUAUCAGGGGGCCUUGUCUCCCCUCAACCAUCCCAGAACAGUCCGAACACCGUCCAGCCUGAAGGACCUUCUCAAAACCCAGCCUCCUCCCACACUCCUGUCACUCGUAGGGAGCGUCAGAGGAACAGUGAGCGGCAGCGAGCCCACAGCACCUCCACUUUGGCAGCCUCUGUUGGUUUGCCCUGCCCUUUCUCCCCACCUGGGACUCAGGGCGGAAGUGGCGCCGAGUGGCACGCUAGCGGGAGGCUAAGCCAGGCCAACCUGGAUGCCAUCACUUUCCCAGGCCUCCCACAAACCAGCACAAAUGGUGACGCUGAUAGCAACAGUGAAAACCUGGUGACAGACAGACAGACAAAACAAUGUUUGAGUGACGCCAGCAUAUUAGAAGACACUGCAAAGGACAUGUAUAGAGGGAAAGCCCUCAGUUUUGAGAUGAAAGAAACGCAUUCUGCAGAAAACACCAAACUUUCAUCAGUGACUCAAACACCACCCGUGCCCCAUUUCCAGCUUGCAGAGUCAUCCAACAGGAAGAAUAGUGGGAGCGCCUUGUCGUCUCUAUCCUCCCAUGUGUCCGUCCACCAGCACCUGUCCUCGCUGCGAAUCUCAGAGUCUAGCCUCUUUGGCUCCAUGGACCAGCAGGAACCACUUGAAACCACUAAAGGACUAUCGCAGGAGGACUUUGACGAGGUCUUUCUCCAAAAUCCUGCCCCUCCAUCACCUCCUCUGCCAAUCAAAGAGACAAACAUCGUGGAGGACUUCCCUCCUCCUCCUUCUCCUCUCGAGUUGGACCAGAAUGCCCAAGAGCAGACCAUGGAAAGCCUCCUGCCUUCCCUGAAGCCACAGCCUUCCGCUACCAUGUCCAUCCCCACACCCUGUUUUUCUGGCUCGGACACCCAGGAGUCCGAGGACACCCUGGGGCUCGGGUACCAGCCCCUGCCCAAGAGGGAAAAGACAUCUGAGGAGCUGCGAGUGGAGGCAUUGGCCCGGCAGCUGUUGUUGCAGGACCGCUCUCUGGCACCCCUCCUGGACACAUGGGGGGGUAAAUCCACUCUAGAGCUUGUGGAGGAGAUCUUUCCAAACAGCAGAUUGGGUGGUAAAUUGCCAUGGCAACGCAGGGGCAGCAGCCAGUUGGAAGAAAGGGUCCAAGAUGGCAUCUGUGAUCCUGCUCAGAGCACAGCGACGGAUCAAGGAACGGAGAUCGAUCUGGACGAGGACGAGAAGGACCUCGACAGCAAGAAGGUUGAGCUGUGUGAGGCCCUGAAGUGCAGUGUGGCGGCUCUGCGAAAGGAGAAGGAGGCGCUGAGUGAGGAGCAGAGGCAACACCAGGCGCUGGGGGCGAGCAUCGACUCGCUGGUGCAGGAACACUGCAAGACCAACGAGAGGGAAAAGUUCAGCAUGUUCAUCGGAGAUCUGGAAAAGAUCGUGAACCUGCUGCUGUCUCUGUGCAGCCGACUGUCGAGGAUCGACAGAUCUCUGCUCGCUCUGGAGAGAGAAGAGCUGACACAAGAGGACAUAGCAGAGGAGAAGGAGUCCCUCAAUCACAAACGCUCUCAGCUUCUCCGUCAAACUGAAGACGCCCGGGAGCUGAAGGAGAACUUGGACCGGCGUCAGCGUGCGGUCCACGCCAUCCUGUCUGGCUACCUCACCAAACCACAGCUCCAGGACUACCGCCGCUUUGUCAGCACCAAACCCUCCCUUUUAAUUCACCAGCGGAACCUUGAUGACCUCAUACGGCAGGGGGAGGAGCAGCUGAUGCAGCUGGCUGAAAGCCUGCCACCAGAGCUGGCGGCGGCUCACGAUUGGUCUUCAUUCUCAUCAUUGAGCCCCUCCAGCUGCUCUUCUCCGUUUCCGUCGCUGCUUCUUCCCUCUCUGAUUCCAGCCCCCACCCACUCAGUCAGGUCCACCACUGUGACAUCACUGUGAUGUCACAGACAAGCUGCUGUUACAAGUGGCAGUACAGGACAGGAAAUAAAGACGAGCCGAUUGGCUCCCUAAAAACUCACUUGGAGCGUGAGUGAUGCUCUGAACUGAAGGAGCUUAACAUGAAGGAAGACUGGGCCUGAAGCAGGCUGCGUUCACACUGAAACUACUAUGCAGACUUCACACAUGAAGAAGAAAAAGCCUUUAUUGUGCCUCAUUCUAUUCACACCUGACUGUACGUUUCACCUGAGGAAUAAUCAAAACCUCAGCUCACCUCAGCAUUAACAACCAGCACUGUGUGUGGAGUCAAAGCGACUGUGGCCAACGUUUCUAAUUAUCCUUUGCUCUGAAAAGUGAUUUUUAAGGUCCUCCAGGUGUUUUCAGGUUGGAAGUUCCCAAGAAAGUUCAUUGUCAAAUAGCUGAAAGGACAAUUCCAGGAUUACGGAUCAUUUCCUGUAUUUUCUUAAUGUUUUCCAGCUCUUAUCAUGUUAAGAAAUACUUGAUAUUUUCAGUGUCCUCUCAGUAAAGACAAGAUCUGUAAAGUUGGAAAUGUUAAUCUCAGCUUUAAUUUCUGUUCAAUUUGCUAGAUAGAUUCUAAACACUGUAGAGCUGAAUAAAAUUGGCUUUACUCCCGGUGCAGGCAGGUUAGAAAGGACCAAGAAUUUAUAGUAAAAGGAUAAAAAAUGUUUUUUAAAAAGCUCCGAUCACACUGGAAUUGUCCUUUUACAAAGCAGACGGUGCUUUCAGGAACCUCAAACAUUCACAUGUUCCUCCAAGACGUUUUAUUUCUAAUGAAAAGACAAAGUGAGCAGGUGUGUUGUCUCCCAAAGACAAUUAAUAUACCAGUAUUUAAAAUAUUUUCAUCAAUUAUUUUCACAAGACAUGCUCAGCUUUCACACAUGUACAGUUCACUUACUAAAAUAAAUGACCACCAAAAUUGGAGGGACAAUGUUUUUAUUUCACUACAGCGAAAAGAAUCAAAAGUCAGAAUCAUCUGAAGCUGAGUGCACAGAACCUGAAGGGUUGAGAAAAUGUUAUCAUCACUGUCGUAUCAUACUGUAACACUACUACUGCUGUCUGUAUGUCUGGAGCUUGUAGCACUUUUAGCAAUUUGACUACUGUUUGCAGCAGAAUUUACACUGAAUGAUAAAACAAAGUUCUGCUUCUGCCUCUUUAACAGUUUCCUGUGAUGAAAUGUUUGAUGUCAGAAGGUCAGAUUCCAAAGAUUCUUACGGGAUGAAGUGUUUUCAUCAACUUGGUUUCAUUUUGGAUUUGAGGUUUUUUGUUCCUGUUGUUUAAAGGUUUAAGAUGAGAUUUUUGCAAGAGCCACAACUGCAAAUAAAUAUCACAAUUAAUAUGUCAGUAAUUUUUUAAUUAACAGAUUAGUUAUUAAGUUAAGAGAAUAACAAAAAAAUGUCACGAUUUACCAAACCCAAAGAUAUUUAAUUUAUAAAGAUAUGAAACAGCAAAGACGUCAAUCUUCACAUUUGAGAAACUUUUUUAAAAUUCAUAUUUAAUUUAAUUUAAACAAUUAUCCAAGCCUAGCAAAUUCUGAUCAAUGUCCUGUUGAUCAUGUACUUAAUUCAACCGACGAGCUGUUUUAUUGUGGUUAAAUGUCUCACUUAGUUUGGGUGCAGAUUAAGUUUUAUAAGUCUCGAAAAACGUCCAAGCUGCCUCACACAUUCAUUUUUGAUCCAAACUGGACUGUGAUGGUUGUAAACAGCUGCUCAAAACAUCAUUCUGACUGAUUAGUCAUAAAACAAUCAGAGCCACAUGGAAACUUUAUUUGAAACCUACGACAGACGAAGGAUAAAAGACACAUUUUAGUUUUAUUUAAAUGAUCCUCCUUGUGUAUUCUUGUGAAACAAAACUUUUCAUUUUAUAGACACAGAAAGUCUCCGUUAAGUCCAGUUCUGAUCAAACUGUCAGAGAAAUGAAGCCUGCAUGUUUGUUACAUUGAGAGAAAUCAAACACUGCUUUUAUAAAAACUCACCUGCCUAUUGUAUCUGUUUUAGACAAAUACUAAGCACCUAGAAUUCUUGAUUUAAUCUCUGCCUGGAGCUUUUGUUCAGUAAAAGAACCAGCACUCUGUCAGCUCUGCCUGUCAUUGUUUCAGUUACUGAUAUCAGUUGAAGACCCACAUGUGCUUAUGUGAUUAUUCCUCUGAUGUUUGAUUUACUCCUGAUCAAAAGUUAUGAUUCCUGUGGAAACAUGAUGUUUAAAACCAACACAAGAUGAAGGCUAAAACACAUUUUAAAGGGGUGCUCCAGUGAUUUAGUAUUGCAGUUUCAUACAGUUGGAGGGCUUGAGAGAAACAGAUUUAAAAAAGAAAGGUCAAAAUCGGUGCAGCAGAGGCAGAGAUAUCCUGACUUUUAGUCUCUAGAAUGAGUCAAACUCCCAAAACUCUGGAUCCUACACUUCCCAUAAUGCAACUUGAUAACAUCUUUCAUUAGACCCUUUUGGCCUUUAGCCCACAUCUUUUAAACCCCACACCUCUAGUUGGUAACAAAGACAUUUGGUUAAAAAUGUAAAGUCUCAAUCAUAGAUAACCUUGAUGACAUCACUAUGACAUCAUCAGGGUUAUUUUCUCAGGCUUACCUCACAGCACACGUUAUACAGCUGUCUUCAGAGGCUGAGUAGGAGUCCUCAAUAAGAGUAAACUAAAAGUUGUGUAAAAUCAGUGGAGUGCCCCUUUCCCAUAUUCCCUUAUUUCAAUUGUCCUCCUCAUGAAUUAUUAAUUACUGUCAUAGAAAGUUAACAUUAACAAAAAAUAUUUGCUAGUGCAAACACAAGUAUUUAUCUCCAGAUCAUAAAUGUUGCCAAGUAAUACUCAAAGAUGAGGUGGAGGGAAAGAUAAAACUCUCAACAGUCAAGAAAAUACAAACAUUUAAAAUGUUGCACCACCUUGUUCCUCCUUGUAUCAUUUCUCACGAUCACAACAUAAGUAUUAUGUUACAUCCUGUUUUUUUUCUUUUCUUUUCUUGGCAUUUUUACAUUAAUUUGAUAGAAAUGAAGAAAUACACUUUAUAAUUUACAUUUUUAUAACUUAUUUGGUGGUUUUAUUUGUUUGGGAGUUUUUUGUCCUUUUAUUCUCCCAUCAAAUGUCAGGUGGCUUUCAAACAGUUAAAAGUUAUAAUCAACCCAGAAGAAAACAUUUCAUUUUCUGUCUGAGUAUACUGUUGUCCUCUCUGGACUCCCGUAUUUGUCCACAGAACACAGUAAACACUUUUGAUCAAUUCUUCCAUCUGCCAGUGAAAGAUCAACUUUACAUUUGACUCACUUGUUUUUAUAAAUGUCAAAUGUCAUUUUACAAAUUUUUAUCAGUGUCACCAAUUUUCUUCCCUCUUAAUUUAUCUGGGGAGUCUAAAUAGUAUAAAGAGCAUCACAAGCAUCAUCAACAGAAUUAGUAUUUAUUGUUGAGGCAGCAGUGUGUGGAAUCUAAAAUACAGAGGAGGUUUUCAAAAAGUUGAAGUACUGAUCAGUGGAGGUUUUGUUCCUAGUUUUCACUCUGAACUGUUUAUUGAUGGACAAUGUUUUAUUCUGCACCUACGAGUUUUACUUUUCUGUUUUAGUUUUGAGAGCACCUUUCAGCUAUUCUCAAUCUGUCGUAUUCUCCAAACAUUACAGCAGUUUGUGUGUUUUGUUCUCGUUAGGCACAGCAGAAUAUCUCAGAUGUAUUUUGACGGUUGACUUUGUGAAAGGAUGAUUGGAAAACAGCUCCUGUUUUUUACUAAAUAAAUGUAUUUUGUAAAUGCU